AUGGGCCUGAGAGAAGCAUGCCGCACUUUCAACAACAUUCCUCCUCCAACACUUAGAAGGCGACUUAAAAAUAAUGACUUUAUCAAAAGAACUCUUGGACCGCCUUGUAUCCUUGGCAUCCAGAAUGAAUUAAAAAUUAGGUUUCAUAUACAAAAGCUACAAAAACACGGAUUUGCGCCAACUCGUGAAAAUGUCAGAGCAAUGGCGUUUCACCUGGCAGAUCAGCUUAAAAUUAAACACCCUUUUAAUAGAGACAGUAAACUUGCUGGUUAUGACUGGUUACAUAUGUUUUUACAACGACAUCCAGACUUGAGUGUUAGAAAAGCUGAGGGUGUAUCACUAGCUCGAUGCAACGGUAUGAAUAAAGAAAAGGUAUCGGCGUACUUUAAUCUGUUAGAAACAACAUUAAUGGAGGCCGGUUUAGUAAACAAGCCUGGUCAUAUAUUUAAUAUGGAUGAGACGGGUGUCCAACUUAAUAAUAAGCCAGGUUAUGUUAUUGCUCAGAAAGGCUCAAAAAACGUUGCCGCAAUAACAUCAUCAGAAAAGGGAGAAACAAUUACAGUAAUCUCAUGUUGUAAUGCAGAAGGUUUUUACAUACCACCAGCUUGCAUUUUUAAGGGCAAAAAUAAAAAAACCGAGUUUGAGGAUGGUACCUAUGCCUCCGGGUUCUGUGGUUUACAUGAACGAAAAAUCCGCUUAUAUUAA
Molecule: messenger RNA, 705 nt
Organism: Diorhabda carinulata
Lineage: Eukaryota; Metazoa; Arthropoda; Insecta; Coleoptera; Chrysomelidae
Exons: 1
Coding region: 1-705 (234 amino acids)
Cellular component (GO): nucleus
Molecular function (GO): DNA binding
Source: RefSeq, a predicted model, not a curated record